This is a messenger RNA of Rhinolophus ferrumequinum (greater horseshoe bat), 4191 nucleotides long. It is a transcript of the gene IQCN, whose product is annotated as IQ motif containing N. Bases 1 to 4191 code for a protein of 1396 amino acids. NCBI's taxonomy places the organism in Eukaryota, Metazoa, Chordata, Mammalia, Chiroptera, Rhinolophidae. The record is from RefSeq and is a predicted model, not a curated record. The transcript is spliced from 4 exons. Gene Ontology annotation, molecular function: protein binding.
AUGCAGCAAGCAACACAAUUACAGUGGUCACCCAGCGGGCAGAACUCCUCCCAGGCCCAGCCUGUCCCCAAUCUGCAAGACAAAGCAGGAACACUACGUCCGCAUCCCCAGCAUGAGCCACCUGCAUCCAGGGAGACCCUCCUGCAACAGCCAGACAAGAUGGUGCCUCACCACACCCCACGCCUCCGGGCUGUGGUGGAGAGCCAGGCCUUCAAGAAUGUCCUGGUUGACGAGAUGGACAUAAUUCUGUCUCGCGCAGCUACGCUCAUCCAAUCCAACUGGAAGGGCUACCGGCUCCGGCAGAAGCUCAUCUCCCAGAUGCGGGCAGCUAAGGCCAUUCAGGAGGCCUGGCGACGCUUCAACACCAGGCGCCUCCUCCGGUUUGGCAAAGCGGUAGAGAAAAAAGUGAGUGCGGAUGAGGGGGACAUCCCUUACCACCCGCCCCAGCAAGUGCGGUUCCAGCAUUCAGAAAAGGACAGGAGCCUUUCCGCCCCACCCAUCAUGGUGAGUAAGGAGACCCAGUUCCCUUCUGCUGACAGCCUGGCUGCUUACACCCACCAGCUGGCCCCGCAGCAGCCCCUGGGUGCUCCACAGGCUUCUUGUGCCCCUGGUGGCCCCAGCAUCACUUUCCUGCCAGACCAGACUAUCUCCAGUAGACUUCCGUGUCCAGUGAGUCCAGAGGCAAAGCGCUACCCAUGCCUGCUGACAAGAACGGUCAGAAGUGCCAAUCUUGUCCACAGAGAAGGGGACACGAUAAAGACCAAGCAAGUGGCUGCCAGAGCCAACAAGGCAGGAGCCCCGGGCACACCACAAUCAGAACGGUAUGCCCAGGUUUUUCAUGGACCCCACAAGACCCAGACUCAGGCCCUUGUGGAAGCAGAAGUUCUCCAAGCCCCACCCCAGCCAGGCCCAGCCCCUGUGAUGCUCAAGAACCCCCUCCAGCCGUCUGUAUUGACCAAGACGCCACUUCAGUCAUGCCUGGCAUCCAUGAUGAAUAGAGCCCCCACUCAGCCGUGCCCAGCACCCACAGCAACAAUAGCCAAGACCCCACCCCGGGUGGACCCAGCAGCCCCAGUGGCCAAGACCACACUCCAGUCAUGCCUGACAGCCAUCUUGAACAAGAUCCCAACCCAGCCAUGUCCAGCUCCUGCGAUAAUGAUAACAAAGACCCCACCCCAGCCGUGCCUGGCGGCUCCAGUGACAAAGACCCCAGCUCAGAUGCGACCAACAGCCUCGAUGACCAACACGGCACCCCAAACGUGCCCGGUGCCCAUGAUGGCCAAGACCCCAGUGCGGACAUGCCCAGGGCCUGUGAUGGCCAAGAUUCUACCACAGACACACCCAGGGCCUGUGAUAGCCAAGACCCCACCCCAGAUGCGCCUGGCGGCCACAAUGGCCAAAACCCCACUACAGACAUGUCCAGCAGCCACGAUAGCCAAGACCCCAUCUCAGACGCUCCCAGGGGCCUCGAUGACCAAGACCCCUCCCCAGACGCGUCUGGCAGCCAUGAUCACCAAGACUCCAGCCCAAUUACGCUCAAUGGCCACAAUCCUCAGGACGCUGUGCCUGCUCCCUCCCACCGCUGGCAAUCUGAAAGCUUCACCUCCAGCAGUCAUGGCAGCUGGGAUUCCCAAUACCUUGUCCCACACGUGUCUGAACAAACCAAAGGCCAAGGCUGUGGUGACUGCGAGACAGACCGUUAAAAUCUCGUCCCAUUCAUACUUGACUGGGGGAAAGAUGAAAUACUGCCCCCCACCACAUCUGGGGGCUGGAUCUCCCAAGUCUCCAGCCAGGCCUCUUUGGAAACCCAACACAAUCAAGGCCUUCUCCCAGAAACAGGUGAAAACGGCAACCAAGUCUAGUAGCAGUGUGGCCGUGGAAGUCCCCAGGGCAAAGCCCUGGGCAAAAGUGGCUGAGCACAGAAACAAGGUCUCAUCGCAGGCACGCCUGAGGACAGAUGUUGUGAGUGCCCAGACCCAGGUAUAUGUGCCUGGAGAAACAGCUGUGGUUUUGCCCCAGGCACAGCUGGGCACAUCUGGGUCCAAGUCUUCGCCCCCGGGACAGCUGGCCACCUGUUCAACCACCACGUCAGCCCAGGGACAUUUGCUUACAGAACUGACUGCGACCCUGCCCCAGGCAUAUCUGGGUACAUGUCUGUCCAAGGCCCCACCCCAGGCACAUCUACCUGCUCAGCUGACGACGGCCCCGUCCCUGGCAUAUCCUGGCACAUGUCUGACCAAGACACAAUCCCAAGCACAUCUGGCCACAGGAGUCCAGUCUCAAGCAUAUCUCCUCACCGGGCUAACCAAGGCACAGUCCCAAGCCCAGCUGGUCACAGAGACAGCCAAGUGCCUCUACCCCGCCCACCAGGCUGUGGAGGUCAGCAGCAAGACCAAGUCCCAGCCACUCCGGACUGGGUUUAAGGCCUCCACGCAGCCCUACCUGCACACCGGCUCCCUUGGCACUUUGUCCCGAGCCAAGACAGAAGACAGACUGACUCAGCUCCCAGCCCACAGCUACAUGCAGGGCAAAGCCACCCAGGGCCCAUGCCAGGGCUCCUCCAAGACCCAGAGCAUGCUGGUGCCUCUGUUGGCAUCCUCUGGACACCCCACAUGUAAUGUUGAAUCCUGGGGCGACAGUGGGGUUGCCCGGGCUCAGCCAUCGACCGCCAGCCCAGCUGCACCCAGCCAGGAAGAGCUGGCAGCCUCCCAGCUCCCCUCCCUGUGCGCAGAGCUGGCCACCGUGCUGGGUUCUCAGGAGGACCUCCGCGCCCUGCUGGUGAAAGCCCUCUCCCAGGGAGAAGUGAGGGCAGCACUGAACCAGGCCUUAUCUAAGGAGAUCCUGGGCGCCACGAUCGCCAAGGCCAUGCCCCAGAGCAUGCUGGGCACAGCGCUGGUGAAGGCGCUGUCCUGGGGCGAGCUGGGUGCUGCCCUGUCCCGAGUCCUUUCCCGGGGUGAGCUGCGGGCAGAACUCACUAAGGCCAUGCAGGGCAAACUGGUAGAUGUGCUCAGCAAAGCCCUGACGGAAGAGGAGCGGGCAGCCCUGAGCCAGGCCCUGUGUCAGGGUGAGCUGGGUGCUGUCCUGAGCCAAUCCUUGUCUCAGGCAGCCCUCAAGACAGGACUCGUCCUCCCUAAGGCCACGGCUUCGAAAACGGCGGGAAGGGGGAUGAUGGUGAUGCCAGCCCCGGUGGAGGUGGACUACAGGGGGAGCCAGUCCACUGCACGGGGGCCCACCCUGAGCCCUGGGAGACCACAGCUCAGCAAGGGCCCUGUGAACGCCGGUGUGGCUGGUGGCCCAGCACGGAACUCUGCUGCCUGCAGUGUUGCGAUCGGCCCCAUGACCAGUGCCGUGGCCCCCGGCGCUGUAUGGGAACCAACCAGGUGCGCUGUGUCAUGGGAUGCUGUGGGCAGAGAGGCGGCGGUGGAUCCCGGACGGUCAGGGAAGCUGGUGGCAUCAGUGCAGGCUGUGGAAAAGAUCAUUGUGCGAGCUGUAGUCACGAUCCAGGCGUGUGCACGUGGCUACCUGGUGCGUCAGACCAUCAAGGUGUGGCACCAGUGGGCCGUUGUCAUCCAGGCUGCCUGGCGUGGCUAUCGUGUCCGGCGGGACCUCGCCCAGCUCUGCAGAGCUGCCACCAUCAUCCAAGCCACGUGGCGAGGCUACUGCAUCCGACGGAGCUGCGCCCAGCAAAUGCUGCCCCAGGGCACAUGGGCCAACGUGGGCAGCAGGGCCAGGUCGACCUCCAGCCACCGCUGCUUCCAGUCCUGCCAGCCACAUGUCUGUGCCUUCUGCCAGCCACUGAGUACCGGGCUGGGGAGUUUCCCCAGUGUCGUGAUGCUUGUGGGUUCCAACCCCCGCACAUGCCACAUGUGUGGUCGCACCCUGCCCACACGGGUGGUGCAGGGCAUGGGCCAGGGCACCAUGGGCCAGGCAGACGUGCAUAGGGGCUGUGACACCCAGCUGACCCAUCAGAGUACUCUGCAGCUCCAUGUCCAGAACAAGGCAGCCACACUCAUCCAGUCUGCCUGGAGGGGCUUUGUGGUACGUCACCAACUGAAGCGGCAGCAGGUCGCGGCCAAGAGGCUUCAAGCCACCUGGCGUGGCCACUUCACCCGGGCCUCCCUCACCACAGAUGCGCUCUUGGGGCCAGCAGUGUGGGACAACUCACAGAACACACAGUGGCCAGGAGUCUAG